AUGAUUGGAAUAUUUGUUUUUUCAUCGAUUAUAGGACAAGUUGGCAAUGUUAUUACAAAUCGAAAUGCUAGUCGUUUAGAAUUUGAACGUUUAUUGGAUAGUGCAAAACAAUACAUGCGUUCACAUAAUGUACCAACUGAAAUGCAACGACGUGUUCAACGUUGGUAUGAUUAUUCCUGGUCACGUGGUCGAAUGUCUGGCGCUGGCGAUGUUCAUUCAAUAAAACUUUUACCAGAUAAACUUAAAACAGAAUUAGCUCUUCAUGUCAAUUUGGGAACCUUGAAAAAGGUGACUAUAUUUCAAGAAUGUCAACCUGAAUUUUUACAUGAUCUUGUUUUAAAAAUGCGUGCAUAUAUAUUCACCCCAGGUGAUAUUAUAUGUCGUAAAGGUGAAGUAGCACGUGAAAUGUUCAUUAUAGCAGAUGGUGUUCUUGAAGUAGUCAAUGAAAAAAAUGAUGUUCUAACACGUUUGGGUGCAGGUGAUUUUUUUGGCGAAAUUGGAAUUUUAAAUAUUGAUGGUGCUAACCGACGUACAGCUGAUGUACGAAGCGUUGGUUAUUCAGAAUUAUUUUCUCUAUCAAAAGAAGAUGUUUUGGAAGGUUGCCGAGAUUAUCCCGAAGCUGAACGUACAUUAUAUGAAUAUGCUCAAAAUCGUCUUGGUUUUGAAAAAGCUAAAAAUGAAGCAUCAGAAAAAAUGAAAGGUGCAUUAGAUACUUUAACAUCAAUUGCAUCAUGUUUAACAAAUAAUUCAAUAACAGUCGUACCAGCACCUCAAAAUAUGUCACCUAUACAAGAAAUAAAUGAAAAAGGUUCAGUUAAUAAUAAUCUAGAAAAUGAAGAUCAAACUGAACAAAUAACAUUAUGCUGUAAUCAUCGAAGAAUAUUAUCAGUAGAUCAUGCAGGAUUAAAAUCAAAACUUUCAAUUUCUAAUUCACAAAAUUUUGUCUGUGAUAACCAAGAUAAACCUCUAAUUCAUGGAAAUUCAUUAUCAAAAAAUAUUUUAGCUCAAUCAUUAUAUACAUAUUCAAAUGAGUUGAUGAGUGAUAUUGAAUCAUUGAUUCAUGAUAAAAUGCUUUCAAUUGAACAAUCUUAUCGACAAAAAAUUGCAGAAUUACAAGAACAAAAUGAACGUAAAGAUAUACGAAUGAAAUUACUGGAAGAAAAAUUACAAAAAUUACAGAGAACAUUAUUCAAUCGUAAUCGAAUAUGGUUUGAAGAUGAAUGA
Messenger RNA from Rotaria sp. Silwood1, 1224 nucleotides. The record is from the annotation of a GenBank genome assembly. Lineage: Eukaryota; Metazoa; Rotifera; Eurotatoria; Philodinida; Philodinidae.